Molecule: messenger RNA, 857 nt
Organism: Drosophila mauritiana
Lineage: Eukaryota; Metazoa; Arthropoda; Insecta; Diptera; Drosophilidae
Product: U-scoloptoxin(19)-Tl1a
Exons: 3
Coding region: 146-529 (127 amino acids)
Source: RefSeq, a predicted model, not a curated record
CGCUAACCGCGCCAUCGAGAGGAAGUGGAUUACUGCUGCCCAGCUGCCAGAGUGAAGUGCAUUGAAAGCAUAGCGAAUCAGAUCGAAAUUCUAGACGUAUCACGCAUACGCCCGGUAGUACAACCGAAUACCCAAAUAGCCGAAUAUGUCGCCGAGAAGGAGCUUGCUGUGCUGCCUGCUGGUGAGCAGCAUCCUGGUGCUGCACCAGGCUCAGGCCAACAUCGAGACAAACGAUGUGAAUGACCCCAAUUACUACAUGCUGCAGGGUGUGCGUGUGUAUCCCAAUGACCGACAGUGCGUCAUGGUCGGAGGACUGUGCGUCGCGGAGUCGGACUGCAUCGAACCCACCUCGAACAAGGGAUUGUGUCCCACGAGUGCCGGAGAGGGCGUGGAGUGCUGCUACGAACUGCCGGUCAGACCAGCGCCCUGUGCGGAACACCUGGGACAGUGCAUGGACCGUUGCCACCAGAGGCUCCUGCGACCCGGUUUGGAUUGCAAGAAUGGCCAAGUCUGCUGCGUCCUGAUUUAGUUAUACUUAACCACACCACACACAUACCCGUGCAGAGGAACAGCAUAGCCAAAUCUUAACAAGUUGGGCAAGUCAGUGUGACAAUUCGAGACUUCUAGAAUUUUCGAAAAAUAUUAACAUUAAAUUGAUUUGAGCGCUGAGCGGAUUAAAACUAAUUUGGUUGUGUCUUUCCUCUGUACACACACACACACACACCGUACAUAAACAUGUAUUUAUUUAACUAUAUGUAUAUUAAUUAUAUUGUACGAAUAAUUUUGUAUGACAUCUUAAGAACCCCAAAUCUACCCACAAUGUGAAAUAUUUGACUGCUUCCAAUAAAUGCAUUGUA